AUGCACCAGCUACAAAUCUUCAAGCAAGCCGCCGGGCUCUUUCUCCUUCUCUCGAUAUACAGCUUUCCAGGCGCCUUUGGAAACAAGAACCGCAAGGAUCUUUGCGGAGUCAGUAUGCACACCUCGAACAUUCCUGGCGUCGGCAACUUCUCAGCCAUCGACGCCACCUGGAGAGUCCCAGAAGUAGCCGUCCGCCCGGGCGACAAUCCAAACUCCAGUACAUGGCCGCAUGUCAAUCACGGUGUCGCCCUCUGUUGCGGCGACGACUGUUCGACCAAACUCUCGGCCGGUAUAUUCGUAUCCGCGCCGGAACCAGGCCAAAGAUAUAUGGCAACAGCCAUGUUCGAGCUCAGCCCGGUUUUUCUGUCAAUGCUUAUUUCGGAAUCGCAUCAUUUUUACCUCAACAGUUCGGACGUCAUCCGGACGCGUGCGGAAAUCCUAGGGCCACAUAAGGCUCAACUGACAUUCUCCAGGUUCGUAGACAACACCUCCAACGUCACCGUGACCGUCGACCUCGGACUCGCAACAAAGGAUGGCGAGACCAUCCUGAGUGUCGACACUCAUUCGGACGGACUAGACCUACACUACACACGAUCCUCGCACCGCAAUCACGAGCAGCUUGAGUUCUGCGGCGACUCGGCGUGGUGGUGGUUGUCGGACUACUCCACUGACGGAGAGAAGACGGGCAGUCAGGGGGCGCGCUCCCAGUUCGCGCCCGUGCUCGUUGCAGGACACGGACUGCAGACCACCGAGAAGAAGUUAUUUCCGGCUGACUUGCCGCUCAGCGGGAUGGCGCGGUUCUGGGACAUGGUGCAGGAUACGGCGGACGGGCCGGAGCUGCUGUGCAGUACUAAGGGGUUUGUGGACACGGGCAUGACCAUGUUUUACCCGCCUCACCCGUGGGGGGUGUGA
Chaetomium globosum CBS 148.51 is the source of this 912-nucleotide messenger RNA. RefSeq lists its product as uncharacterized. The record is from RefSeq and is a predicted model, not a curated record. The transcript has 3 exons. Lineage: Eukaryota; Fungi; Ascomycota; Sordariomycetes; Sordariales; Chaetomiaceae. Bases 1 to 912 code for a protein of 303 amino acids.